Messenger RNA from Cucurbita maxima (winter squash), 1311 nucleotides. Its product is annotated as WAT1-related protein At4g08300-like. Lineage: Eukaryota; Viridiplantae; Streptophyta; Magnoliopsida; Cucurbitales; Cucurbitaceae. Bases 60 to 1196 code for a protein of 378 amino acids. Gene Ontology annotation, cellular component: plasma membrane. Gene Ontology annotation, molecular function: transmembrane transporter activity. The transcript is spliced from 7 exons. The record is from RefSeq and is a predicted model, not a curated record.
CAUCCUUUCUUCACCACCCUCAUACCCUUCAAUCUAGAGAGACAGAGACAGAGACAGCCAUGGGUGCUGACACUGCCCUUGCAAUGUUUUGUGGUCUCAUUCAUAAAAUUAAACCCUACUUAGCUAUGAUCUCCUUGCAAUUCGGCUACGCCGGGAUGUACAUCGUUACCAUGCUUUGUUUCAAAAAGGGUAUGAACCAUUACGUUCUUGCUGUGUAUCGACACGUCGUUGCUACCGUUGUCAUUGCUCCAUUCGCUUUCGUCCUCGAAAGGAAAAUAAGGCCAAAGAUGACAUUCCCGAUCUUCGCUCGGAUAUUGGCCCUCGGCUUUCUCGAGCCUGUGUUGGAUCAAAAUUUGUACUAUGUGGGUCUGAAACUUACCUCAGCAACAUUCACCUCUGUCACCAUCAAUAUUCUUCCUGCUGUUACCUUCAUUAUGGCUCUCAUUUUCAGGCUAGAAAGAGUGAACUUCAAGAAGGUUCGUAGCAUUGCGAAGGUGGUCGGAACAUUGGUGACGAUCGGCGGAGCAAUGGUGAUGACUCUAUACAAAGGACCCAUCGUCGACAUCUUCCACGGCCAAGGACGCCACGCCGCCCACCAAAGCAGCGGCAGCGAAUCCUCCGACCAGCACUGGGUCCUCGGCACUCUCAUGCUCCUCGGCAGCAUCGUCGGUUGGUCCGGCUUCUUCAUCUUGCAAUCGUUCACACUGAAGAAAUAUCCAGCGGAGCUAUCGUUGACCGCCUUGAUAUGUGUUGCCGGCACGGUUGAGGGCUCCAUUGUUACCCUUAUUAUGGAGCGCGACUUGAGCGUCUGGGUCAUCGGCUGGGACUCUCGGCUUCUCGCCGCCGUUUAUACCGGUGUGAUAUGCUCUGGACUAGCAUAUUACAUACAAGGCGUGGUAAUUCGUGAACGUGGCCCUGUUUUUGUUACCUCUUUUACCCCUCUCUGUAUGAUUAUUACCGCCAUCCUUGGCUCCAUUGUUUUGGCCGAGCAAAUUCACCUCGGAAGCAUAAUCGGAGCCAUUUUCAUAGUGAUGGGAUUAUACUUAGUGGUAUGGGGCAAAGCCAAGGACCAUAUAAACAAACCGACGAACCAAAAAAGUGGCGCCGCCACCGAAUUACCGAUCACCGCCGAGCCGGAGACAACCACCACCGCCGUCGCCGCCGAGCGUUGCUCUUCCAAGGCUCCACCGGCGUGAUCAUUGUGAGAGCUGUCGAAUCAUGAAGAAAUGAAAGAGGCGGCCCAUUUUUAUUUUGUCAACUUUUUGGUUUUUCGUUUAUUUUAAUUUUCUCAUUGGCAUCUUAAUAUAAUAU